Messenger RNA from Cryptosporidium ubiquitum, 738 nucleotides. RefSeq lists its product as uncharacterized. The coding region runs from base 1 to 738 and encodes 245 amino acids. The transcript has a single exon. NCBI's taxonomy places the organism in Eukaryota, Apicomplexa, Conoidasida, Eucoccidiorida, Cryptosporidiidae. The record is from RefSeq and is a predicted model, not a curated record.
AUGUGUAGUUUUGGAUCAUCAGGUUUAUAUUCAGUCCCUCCUUCGGAGAAAUGCCGAAAGUAUGCAAGGCAGCUCAAGUUCUUGUUAAUAAUUGAGUUUAUGACUCUUAUAAUACUAUUUGUUUUGGUUCCAACUGGAGGAACUGUCUGGGUUUUAUUGCAGGUUUUCUCUAUCAUUCUCGCAUAUAUUUCAGUUAAGGAUGCUAAUGCAUAUAGGCCUCCAAUAUUACAAAUGUACAUAUUUAUUUCAGCUUUAGGAACUCUCUUCUGUACUAUUUAUUUUGCAGUUUCACUUUCUAUUGCCGGGUCAGCAUUAAGUAUUGCAGCCUGCACUCUUUUUGCAGUUAAUGCUUUGGUUCUGGCAGCUUGCACUCGAAUUUCUUGGCAAUUAUUUAAAGAACUUAUGCUAUGCUCUCCGUUGAUCACUGGUACUACAGGAGCUUAUAUAUUUGGUACAGCAGCAUCCAAUACGAACAACGGGCCUUCAAGCCGUUCUAACAUGAAUAAUGGGCCUAUUGAAAUGACCAAUGAUAGAACAAAUGUAUCAAAUCCAUUCACUGGCUCAAACAUUGGUUCUUCUGGCGGUUUUGUUCCUUUUGGAGGCGAGGGAUAUAAACUUUCUGCAAGUAAACCAUCAGUAUCUAACGAAAAACCUGUUACAUUGGGAUCCAACUCCAAAUCUAUAGUAAAGGGGGACUCAACAAACAAUAGUAAUAAUGAUAUUAAGUCUCUAGUCUAA